CGUCGUCGCCCUUCCUUUCUGGUCUAUUUCUCGUUUGAUCUGCCUCACUGUCCGCGACCUCCGUACUGAAUUCCACGACUCUGUAAUACUCAAGCUUCCCCUGCGGCUGCGUUUCACUACCUGGUUUCCUGGACUUCGUUUCUAGUCCUCACGCCAUGGGCGUACAGUUCGGGUCCUUCGACUCCAUCUGCCAGACCGCCGCGCUCGUCAUAUGCCCGCUGAUUGGCUCGAGCCAGGGCAUAGAGCCCACCUGCUAUAGCAGAAAUGUGGAGUUCUCUGGGACGCUGAUUUUCCAGCCUGCGACAUGCGCCAUUCACAUUGUCGCUAUUAUCAUGACCGCAAUCAUGAUCUUCCAUAUUCGAAGUAAAUACACAGCAGUCGGGCGCAAGGAAAUCCUCAUGUUCUUCUAUCUUUAUGCCAUCAUCGAGCUUCUCGCUUUGUUCCUCGACUCCGGUGUCAUUCCCACCGCGAAUGUCAGCUAUCCGUACUUUGCAGCCGCAUACACAGGAUUUGUGGCAGCUGCAUAUGUCGCACUUCUCAUCAACGGCUUCGUCGGUUUCCAGUUCGCGGAGGAUGGCACGCCGGUCUCGCUGUGGUUGCUCCGCAUAGCCAUCCUCGUUGUCUUCGGCGUGUCGUUCUUUGUGGCCAUCGCGACAUUUAAGAACGUCGCGAGCUUUAGCUACACGAAGCCGAUCGGGCUCUGGAUCAUCUACAUUCUCUGGCCAUUGGUCUGCGUCGUCAUCUACACCGUAUCGCAGCUUAUCCUCGUCUUGCGCACGCUCGAGGACCGCUGGCCGAUCGGCGACAUCGUCUUCGGCGCGGCGUUCUUCACUGUUGCCCAGGUGCUUCUGUUCGCGUUCAGCGUCACGAUCUGCAACGCGAUAAAGCACUAUAUCGAUGGCCUCUUCUUCUUCACAUUGUGCAUGCUUCUCAGCGUGAUGAUGGUAUACAAGUACUGGGAUAGUAUUACGCGUGAAGACCUCGAGUUCUCGGUUGGCUCCAAGGCGACGGUAUGGGAGGUCAAGGACCCGUUACUUGCUGGUGGAUACGACUACGAGGACGAUGCUACGAGCAACUACCAUGGUGGCGGCAACACUGCAAGCCUUGUGGGUGGUGUCAGUGGUAAGCAGCUGUAUGGCAAUGUUGGGCAGGGGCGCAGUUACCCACCACCUAUGGAGAGAUAUUGAACAGGGCUGUGGACAAUUGUGCAGGACUUUGAACUUUUGCAUUGUAUACACCUCAGCUAAUGACAGAACUGCACAUGUAACAUUUGUUCACUUUGAUGGAGACUUGUCUUCAAUUCAUACACCACUAAAA
Postia placenta MAD-698-R-SB12 is the source of this 1317-nucleotide messenger RNA. RefSeq lists its product as hypothetical. The record is from RefSeq and is a predicted model, not a curated record. Gene Ontology annotation, cellular component: endoplasmic reticulum membrane. Bases 156 to 1187 code for a protein of 343 amino acids. The transcript has 6 exons. NCBI's taxonomy places the organism in Eukaryota, Fungi, Basidiomycota, Agaricomycetes, Polyporales, Adustoporiaceae. Gene Ontology annotation, biological process: protein folding.